Messenger RNA from Naumovozyma dairenensis CBS 421, 2526 nucleotides. RefSeq names its product 27S pre-rRNA (guanosine2922-2'-O)-methyltransferase (gene SPB1). Gene Ontology annotation, molecular function: rRNA (uridine-2'-O-ribose)-methyltransferase activity; rRNA (guanine) methyltransferase activity. NCBI's taxonomy places the organism in Eukaryota, Fungi, Ascomycota, Saccharomycetes, Saccharomycetales, Saccharomycetaceae. Gene Ontology annotation, biological process: rRNA methylation; maturation of 5.8S rRNA from tricistronic rRNA transcript (SSU-rRNA, 5.8S rRNA, LSU-rRNA); maturation of LSU-rRNA from tricistronic rRNA transcript (SSU-rRNA, 5.8S rRNA, LSU-rRNA). The record is from RefSeq and is a predicted model, not a curated record. The coding region runs from base 1 to 2526 and encodes 841 amino acids. The transcript has a single exon. Gene Ontology annotation, cellular component: preribosome, large subunit precursor; nucleolus; nucleus.
AUGGGUAAGACACAGAAGAAAAAUAGUAAAGGUCGUUUGGAUAGGUACUAUUACCUUGCGAAAGAAAAAGGUUACCGUGCUCGUUCUUCUUUUAAGAUUAUUCAAAUCAAUGAAAAGUUUGGCCAUUUCUUAGAAAAAUCCAAAGUUGUCAUUGAUCUUUGUGCUGCACCUGGUUCAUGGUGUCAAGUCGCUUCAAAAUUAUGUCCUGUAAAUUCUCUUAUCAUUGGUGUUGAUAUCGUACCAAUGAAACCAAUGACAAAUUGUAUUACUUUCCAAAGUGAUAUUACUACUGAAGAUUGUCGAUCCAAGCUAAGAGGUUAUAUGAAAACAUGGAAAGCUGACACCGUUCUACAUGAUGGUGCCCCUAAUGUUGGUUUAGGUUGGGUGCAAGAUGCCUUCACUCAAUCGCAAUUGACUUUGCAAGCCUUAAAAUUGGCUGCCGAAAACCUAGUUGUCGGUGGUACUUUCGUUACAAAAAUCUUCAGAUCUAAAGAUUAUAAUAAAUUAAUUUGGGUUUUCCAACAAUUAUUUGACAAAGUUGAAGCUACUAAACCACCGGCUUCAAGAAAUGUAUCUGCAGAAAUUUUCGUCGUUUGUAAGGGUUUCAAAGCUCCAAAGAAAUUGGAUCCAAGAUUAUUAGAUCCAAAAGACGUUUUUGAAGAAUUACCUGAUGGUCCACAAAAUAUGGAAUCCAAGAUCUACAAUCCAGAAAAGAAAGUUAGAAAGAGACAAGGUUAUGAAGAAGGUGACAACUUACUUUAUCAUGAAAAAGAUAUUAUUGAAUUUGUUAAGACAGAAGAUCCUAUCACCAUGCUUGGUGAAACUAAUAAAUUCACAAUAAACAAAGAAGACCAUGAAUGGAAUAUCUUGAGGAAAAUGAAACAAACAACAAAGGAAUUCCUACUCUGUAUUGAAGAUCUGAAAGUCUUAGGUAAGAAAGAUUUCAAAAUGAUACUUAAAUGGAGAAAAGCUGCUAGAGAUUUAUUGGGAAUAGAUAAGGAAAAUGAAAAGCCAGAAAUUGAAGUCACUCCGUUGACUGAAGAAGAACAAAUUGAAAAAGAAUUACAAGAUUUACAAGAGAAAAAGAAACUAUCUCAAAAACGUGAAAAGAGAAAGAAGAAUGAAACGAAACAGAAAGAAUUGGUCAGAAUGCAAAUGAACAUGCUAACACCUACUGAUAUUGGUAUUGAAGCUGCCAAUCUUGGUAAGGAAUCCCUCUUCAAUUUGAAAACUGCUGAAAAGACUGGUAUUCUUUCUGAAUUGGCUAAAGGUAAGAGAAGAAUGCUUUUCACUGAUGAGGAAUUGACCAAAGAUGAUGAAAUUCAUAUCGAUGAAAAUUUAGUAAGGGAACGUGAUGACAUGGUAGAUGCAGAUGAUUUGGAAAAAGAAUUAGAUUCCAUGUAUCAAAGUUAUAAGUCUAGAAGAGCUGAAAGGAAUGCUAACUUCAGAGCUAAACAAGCAAGAGGGGGUGAUAAUGAAGACGAAUGGGCUGGAUUUGGAGAGAAAGACCAGGAAAAUGGAGAAGGUGCAGAAGAACCUAAAGAUUAUAUUGAUGAUGACAAUGAUACAGAUCUUUCUGAUUCUGACGAUGAUGAUGAUGCCAUCAAUUCUUUGAUUAGUAAAAUAAAGGGCACGUCUGGUGAUAGUAAAUUAAGUUCUAAAGCUCGUAGAUUAUUUAAUGAUCCAAUCUUCGAUAAUGUUACUGCAGAUUUACCUAGUAAAAAUGAUGAUUUUACCUCCUCAGAAUCUGUUGGUGAUCUUUCGAAAGUUAGUAAGAAGAGGAAAAUUCAAGAAAUUCAAAAAAAUGAUUCUGAUAGUAGCGAUGAAGAAGAAGAUAGUGGAUCAGAUUUCGAACUUGUUGCGAAUGAUGUCACCACUGAUGAAGCAUUCGAUUCUGAUUAUGAUUCUGAAGAAGAAAGGAAACAAACUGCGAAGGAGAAACACUCUGCAGAUAUCGAUAUUGCAACAGUAGAAGCAAUGACAUUGGCUCAUCAAUUGGCAUUAGGUCAAAGAACAAAGCAUGAUUUGGUUGAUGAAGGGUUUAAUAGAUACGCUUUCCGUGAUACAGAAAAUCUUCCAGAUUGGUUCCGUGAAGAUGAGAAGGAACAUUCCAAGAUUAAUCGACCUAUUACCAAGGAAGCUGUUAUGGCUUUGAAAGAAAAAAUGAGAGCAUUGAAUGCCCGUCCAAUUAAGAAGGUAGCAGAAGCUAAAGCUAGGAAGAGAAUGCGUGCAGUUGCUCGUCUAGAAAAGAUUAAGAAGAAGGCAGGUUUGAUUAACGACGAUAAUGAUAAAUCUGAAAAGGAUAAAUCUGAAGAAAUUGCCAAAUUAAUGCGUAAAGUUACAAAGAAACAAAAGCAAAAACCACGUGUUACAUUGGUGUAUGCAUCGGGGAAGAACAAAGCUUUAUCUGGUAGACCAAAGGGUAUUAAAGGUAAGUAUAAGAUGGUUGAUGGUGUUAUGAAAAAUGAACAAAGAGCAUUGAGACGUAUUGCCAAGAAGCACCAAAAGAAGAAGAAGAGAACUUAA